This is a messenger RNA of Strongyloides ratti, 675 nucleotides long. Its product is annotated as NADH dehydrogenase [ubiquinone] iron-sulfur protein 7, mitochondrial. The transcript has 4 exons. Gene Ontology annotation, biological process: electron transport coupled proton transport; mitochondrial respiratory chain complex I assembly; aerobic respiration. Gene Ontology annotation, molecular function: NADH dehydrogenase (ubiquinone) activity; 4 iron, 4 sulfur cluster binding; quinone binding. NCBI's taxonomy places the organism in Eukaryota, Metazoa, Nematoda, Chromadorea, Rhabditida, Strongyloididae. Bases 1 to 675 code for a protein of 224 amino acids. The record is from RefSeq and is a predicted model, not a curated record.
AUGAAAUUCCUGACAAGAAUUUUCAUUAGCAAAACACAAAGAUUGAAGAGGAUGUUAUCUCGUGGGUUACCUUUUUUAUGUAGAUCUGCAACUCAAAUUUCUCAAGUUGCUACUGGUUCAAAUAUCGUUAAGAAAAUACCUACUAAUCAUGAUGAGGCUCCUAAAGGAAUCGGUAAAACUGGAACACCAUUUCUUGAGACAAAAAGUUUAGCUGAAUAUGCCUUAGCUAGAGUAGAUGAUGUUAUAAAUAUGUGUCAAAGAACUUCUGUUUGGCCACUUACUUUUGGUUUGGCAUGUUGUGCUGUAGAAAUGAUGCAUAUGGCUGCACCAAGGUAUGAUAUGGACCGUUAUGGUGUUGUUUUUCGUGCUUCUCCUCGACAAUGCGACCUUAUUUUUGUUGCAGGAACAGUAACAAAUAAAAUGGCUCCAGCUUUACGUAGAAUUUAUGAUCAAAUGCCUGAACCUAAAUGGGUUAUAUCUAUGGGAUCAUGUGCUAAUGGUGGUGGUUAUUAUCAUUAUGCUUACUCUGUUCUUCGUGGUUGUGAUCGCGUCAUACCUGUUGAUAUUUAUGUACCUGGAUGUCCACCAACAGCUGAGUCUCUUCUUUAUGGUGUACUUCAACUACAAAAAAAGAUCAAACGUAAAAGGAAUGCACAACUUUGGUAUAGAAAAUAA